Messenger RNA from Lynx canadensis (Canada lynx), 2310 nucleotides. It is a transcript of the gene DOK4, whose product is annotated as docking protein 4. The transcript is spliced from 8 exons. Gene Ontology annotation, biological process: cell surface receptor protein tyrosine kinase signaling pathway; positive regulation of MAPK cascade. Gene Ontology annotation, cellular component: cytoplasm. The record is from RefSeq and is a predicted model, not a curated record. Lineage: Eukaryota; Metazoa; Chordata; Mammalia; Carnivora; Felidae. Bases 260 to 1357 code for a protein of 365 amino acids.
GAAGAGUUCCAGGGGCGGAUGAGGGCCUGAGUGGGCUUGACUCUCAGCCUCCCUCCUGGGGCUGGAGAGAACCAGCAGGCGCCGGGCAGAGGAGCUGCUAGAACAAUGCUGAGGCGGGCGAGGUGAGGAGCGGCCCUCGCGGCCCCCCCGACGACGGAGUGUCUCGAACAGGUGAUAGGAGGAUCCGGAAACCGAGGCCACCUGGGCAUCCCUCCCCGCUCUCAGCCAGGCCCGGCACCCCAAAGGCAGUGGGGAAACCAUGGCGACCAAUUUCAACGACAUCGUCAAGCAAGGCUACGUGAAGAUGAAGAGCAGGAAGCUCGGGAUUUACCGGAGGUGCUGGCUGGUGUUCCGGAAAUCCUCCAGCAAAGGGCCCCAGCGGCUGGAGAAGUACCCAGAUGAGAAGUCAGUGUGCCUCCGAGGCUGCCCCAAGGUAACUGAGAUCAGCAACGUCAAAUGUGUCACGCGGCUCCCCAAGGAGACCAAGAGGCAGGCGGUGGCCAUCAUAUUCACCGACGACUCAGCACGUACCUUCACCUGCGACUCAGAGCUGGAGGCCGAGGAGUGGUACAAGACACUGUCUGUGGAGUGUCUGGGGUCACGACUCAAUGACAUCAGUCUGGGAGAGCCGGACCUCCUGGCCCCAGGAGUGCAGUGUGAGCAGACAGACCGCUUCAAUGUCUUCCUGUUGCCCUGCCCCAACCUGGAUGUGUAUGGCGAGUGCAAGCUGCAGAUCACCCACGAGAACAUCUACCUCUGGGACAUACACAACCCCCGCGUGAAGCUCGUCUCGUGGCCCCUCUGCUCGCUGCGUCGCUAUGGCCGGGAUGCCACACGCUUUACCUUCGAGGCUGGCCGGAUGUGUGAUGCCGGGGAAGGGCUCUACACCUUCCAGACACAGGAAGGGGAACAGAUCUACCAGCGGGUCCACAGUGCCACCUUGGCCAUCGCUGAGCAACACAAGCGCGUCCUGCUGGAGAUGGAGAAGAACGUGAGGCUGCUGAACAAGGGCACGGAACAUUACUCAUACCCCUGCACGCCCACCACUAUGCUGCCCCGCAGUGCCUACUGGCACCACAUCACAGGUUCCCAGAAUAUUGCCGAGGCGUCCAGCUGUGCCGGUGAGUCCCAGCGGCGCCCCACACUCACCUGCCACAAGGUUCUGUGGAGGACCGGGCCUUCUGGGCGGGGGUCCUUUGACCUGCGUCCAAGUCCUGAGCCCGCCUCCGUGUCCACAGGUGAGGGGUACGGGGCAGCCCAGGCCAGCUCAGAAACAGACCUCCUCAACCGAUUCAUCCUGCUAAAGCCAAAGCCCGGCCAGGGGGACGGCAGCGAGGCCAAGACCCCAGCCCAGUGACGGCAGGGCCGGCGCGUGCCGAGGACCGCCGGGGCUGCCUCUUGCUGGGCCGACUGCAGUGUGUUGUGGACGCCCUUGAGGGGCUGCUGGCCAAGAGCCUGGAGAAGCGGAGCAAGCUAUCCCUUCCUUGCCCCCAGGGUGAGGCUGGACCAAGGCAAAGGGCUGGCCACACCGCCAGAGCAUGUGCGGGGCUGGAGCUACUGUGGGACUAUAUACUGUUAAUGAUUUUAAUAUAUAUGGCUUAUGACAUAUUCUAUACUCCUGAGAUUUCCCCCAUCCCUCCCCGAUACCACAUACAGUUUUUAAUCCCAUGACCGGGUCACAGUCAAGGCUGUUUUUGAACGUGAGGGCAGCUGUUCCCUGUCCUCCGUGGCACAGCCCUCCUGCUGCCAGGACUUGCUUGAGUGGCCAGGGCCAGAGGAGGGAGACAGAGCUCCAGGCUGGCACUGGGACCGCUGGCUUUCCCCAAGCAGCCCAGGGGCUGAGACAGCAGGUGGCUUCUCAGUUCCUCUGGGCCUAGAGGGGCACAGGAAGGAGUUGAGCUUCCACUGUGCCUCUUGGCAGCCUUGCACUUGGCAGUUUUAAGCAGAGGUGACAUCUGGUUGACACCUCAGGUGAAAAUCUGGUUUUAAAAUGUAAUUUUUGCCCAGGCCCCUUCCUGCUUAGUAGGCUGAGAAGAUCCCCCAGGGGUGGGGGUGCAGGUCACCUCAGCGAGGAGGAGGAGGGCCGGUCUGAGCUCUUCCCCGCCCCGGGGCCAGGCUGCAGGGAGCACCCCUCCCGCACCCUCACUGACCUGGGGGUAGGUGAUGUCCCAGCAGAGGGAGCCCCUCUGCCCUGUUUGGCCACCCUAUGGCCAGCCAAAAGCACUCGGAAACCGAGCCCUUCCCAUCUCCUCUUCCCCACAUGGUGCUGAGGCUCCCUGCUGAAAUGCAAUUAAAGCAAUUGAUUUUCUA